AUGGAAGAGGAGCUGAAGUGCCCAGUGUGCGGCUCGCUGUUCCGGGAGCCCAUCAUCCUGCCCUGCUCCCACAACGUCUGCCUGCCCUGCGCCCGCACCAUCGCCGUGCAGACGCCCGAGCGCGAGAAGCCGGAGGCUGAGUGCGCCGCGGGGGGCGGCGGCGGGGAGCACGCGGACAAGCUGAGCCUGCACAGCGAGAGCGACAGCGGCUACGGCUCCUACACCCCCAGCCUCAAGUCCCCCAACGGGGUGCGGGUGCUGCCGCUGGGGCCGGCCCCGUCCGGCUCCUCCUCGGCGGCUCUUCCCCGCGGGGCGGGCCCCAGCUCGUCGCUCACCUGCCCGCAAUGCCACCGCAGCGCCUCCCUGGACCCGCGCGGCCUCCGCGGCUUCCCGCGCAACCGGCUGCUGGAGGCCAUCGUGCAGCGCUACCAGCAGGGCCAGGCCGCCGCCAAGUGCCAGCUCUGCGACCGCAGCCCGCCCGAGGCCGCCACCGUGGCGUGCGAGCAGUGCGAGGUGCUGUACUGCGCCGCCUGCCAGCUCAAGUGCCACCCGACCCGAGGGCCCUUCGCCAAGCACCGCCUGCUGCCCCCGCCCAGCCUCCCGGGCGGGCCCGGCAAGGCGGCGGGGGGUGCCCGCAAGUUGCCCACCUGCGCUGAUCACGAGCUGGAGAACUACAGCAUGUACUGCGUGAGCUGCGCCACCCCAGUCUGCUACCAGUGCCUGGAGGAGGGCAAGCACGGCCAGCACCAGGUGAAAGCUCUGGGAGCUAUGUGGAAACAGCACAAGACACAGUUGUCUCAGGCUUUAAAUGGUGUUUCAGAUAAAGCAAAGGAAGCUAAAGAAUUUUUGGUUCAGCUGAAAAAUAUAUUACAGCAGAUACAGGAGAAUGGGUUGGAUUAUGAAGCUUGUCUGGUUGCUCAGUGUGAUGCCCUGGUUGAUGCAUUAACUCGUCAAAAGGCAAAACUGCUCACAAAAGUUACCAAAGAGCGUGAGCACAAAUUGCAGGUUGUUUGGGACCAAAUAAAUCACUGUACUCUGAAGCUACGUCAGUCAACGGGACUUAUGGAAUACUGUCUGGAAGUAAUCAAAGAAAAUGAUCCCUCUGGUUUUUUACAGAUUUCAGAUGCUUUAAUCAAACGUGUUCAGGUGUCUCAGGAACAGUGGGUCAAAGGAGCCUUGGAACCAAAAGUAUCAGCUGAAUUUGAUCUGACUCUGGAUAGUGAACCUUUACUACAGUCAAUUCACCAGCUGGAUUUUAUUCAGAUGAAAUUUCCCAUUACAGUGCCACCAGUCCCAUUACUGCAGCUGGAGAAGUGUUGUACCCGAAACAACAGUGUGACACUGGCCUGGAGGAUGCCACCCUUUACCCAUAAUCCAGUGGAAGGGUAUAUCUUGGAACUUGAUGAUGGAGAUGGCGGCCAAUUCCGAGAAGUGUAUGUUGGCAAGGAGACCCUAUGCACAAUUGAUGGCCUUCAUUUCAACAGUACCUAUAAUGCAAGAGUCAAAGCUUUUAAUUCAUCAGGAGUUGGCCCUUAUAGCAAGACAGUUGUUUUACAGACAUCUGACGUGGCCUGGUUCACCUUCGACCCCUCUUCGGCCCAUCGGGACAUAGUCCUAUCGAAUGACAACCAGACUGCCACUUGUAGUAGUUAUGAUGAUCGUGUUGUUCUGGGCACAGCGGCCUUCUCCAAGGGAGUACAUUACUGGGAACUGCAUGUGGAUCGUUAUGAUAAUCAUCCAGAUCCGGCUUUUGGAAUUGCCAGAAUUAAUGUGGUCAAGGACAUGAUGCUAGGAAAGGACGACAAGGCGUGGGCCAUGUAUGUUGACAACAACCGCAGCUGGUUCAUGCAUUGCAAUUCUCAUACAAGUCGGACAGAAGGGGGUGUUUCUAAAGGUGCCACUGUGGGCGUUCUCCUGGACCUAAACAAGCACAGCCUUACCUUUUACAUAAAUGGACAGCAGCAAGGACCUUCAGCAUUUGAAAAUGUGGAGGGUGUCUUCAUGCCUGCAUUAAGCCUCAACCGAAAUGUACAGGUGACUCUGCACACAGGACUGGAGGUGCCACAGAGUUGUGACUGCAGUGGCUUUUGGUCUCACAAAUGGGAGAACUCAUUUCAGUUACCAGCAACAAUCAUCUUCUGAAAAGGAAGCAGAGGAGAGUUCAGUGAAGUGAUUACAGAUGUUUCUUUAAAAAUGGUAUACACAAAAUAGACUGUGUUGGGAAGAGGAGUGAUACUUUUAUAGCCUUGAUCCUGACAGAUGCUGAGCACCUGCAGUGCCCAUAGACUUCCCUGCGAGCUGUGGAUAGCCAACAUUGGGAGCAAAGGUCUUAAUUUUCUACUCAGCUGGGAUGAACUAAUUAAGGCCCUGAUCCAGCAAAGCACUUAAGCAUGUGCUCAAAUGCUUUGCUGAACUGGGACCUAACAGUCUUGUAGGUUUUGACUUUAUCCUGCAACUCAGGAAUUUUGUGGUCAUCUGAAACAUAUGAAAAUGAGAAGCCUUGUCAAAUGGCAUCCACAAAAGUAAGUGACUGAUUGGCCACUGAUGGUUUCAAUCCGUGGCAAUACUAGAUAGCACCUUUGCCAGCAUGCAAUCAGCAGUAAAUAUUUUGAUUCUCAAUUUCUUUCUCUCUCUUAACAAAAUAAUGUGUGCAUGUGCGUAUUUUGCUGAGGGAAGAGUGGUUAACUGAGCUAAUCUAUAGUAGCAAGUCCUAACAGAUUGCAUCAUGACACUGCACCUAGAACUCUGCCCUCAUGAUCCAGCCUAAAUGUAGCGCUAAUAAACAGAAGUACCAUAGCCUGCUGUAUACUAUUGUUAUAAUAUUUCCUUUUUAAUCAUGCUUCCUACACACACACCUGUACACAUACACGUGUACGCCCAUGCCCUUAAUAUAUAUGGCACACAGAUUUUAAUGCGUUGUAUGGUCAGUAUACCUGAAAAGCAAUUUUUAAACCAAAAUUCCAGCUCCUUGCCUUGUGUAAAACUUUAGGCACAGGUCUAUCCAAGGAGCUCUUCUUGGAUGGGAUGCUGGAAAUCAGGCACAUUGCUGCAGGCGCACAUAUGAUCUCCAGCUUAAGUGCAUUCCCCACUACAGGUAAUACCAAGUGAUGGCAGAUUCCAAUGUGACAGAAGGUCUUGCACUUCUGGUUACAGGAAAGGUGCCAUCUUAAUGAACAGCCAUUGGGGAAGGGUGAAAAAUGGGAUAUUAGAGCAACCCAGAAUGAAGUAGUAAGUCAAAAGCAAUCAAUAACCAUCUGUGCAGGAUGCUUAUUGCCACCUAUUCGUUUUAUCCAGCCUCCCCUUACAGACAGAAAUGUAGCUUCUUUUAUAUCACAACUGAACUAGAAACCAUAACAGAAAAAAAAAUCCUCAAACUGUUAAGUGGAAGAGCAGAUAUGCUUUCCUCCAAGACUGCGAUAUGUUCUAUUAGUGCAUUUUAAGACAUGGAAAUAACUGUGGUGUACUAAAUUUCAAUUUGUUAGAAGUUUAGCAGAGAUCAACUGUGUUUUCUUUGUCUGUUGUUUUUAAAUACCAUCUGACCCUGUGCAGGAUUUUUUAAUUCAGUGGGUCUGUUUUCAGCCUACCUCAGCUAGAAUGCUACAGGACCCUGAAUUUCCUCUUGAGUGUGCUCACUGUAAAGUUGUCUUCUACUAAAAUAGAAGUUGUAACAGUAGUCUUGGCUUUGAGUACAGCUUUACAGAGCAGCACAUGGGAAUGGUGUGUUUUAAGUUGCAUAUGGAUUUUUAUACUACGUAACAUCCUAUGACAAUUUUGAUACAAGAAAGCACUCCACUUUUACUUUUCUUAUUCAAAACAAGAGCACUGCUUGUAUAGGACAUAAGGACUGAACUUUUAUCUUUAUGCCGAAUACCUGUGAAGUAAAAUUCACAUGAAUUUAAAUCCUUCCAAUCCACAACCACUGCAAGCUGUUUAAAGUGAAUUCUGAAAGGGUUUUGGAAUUGCUUUUGAUAUCUAUGUUGUUUUUGUUUUUCAUAAGUGCUUCUGUGUCGUUCCUUGUGUGUCACUCCUCAGGGUGCAGUUGAAGUUGAUUUUUCUUUUUAUUAAAUGAAAAAUACAGGCUGAUACAGGUUUUGAAGAGUUAAUGAUAUGUGGUAGGGGCACACUCCAAAUUUGUGCAGAAACACAUGGACCUCUCCAUUGCUGUUCUCUACACAUUCCAGCACUGGUAGAAGUAUGAUGCAGACUAGUUUAAACUGCAGUCCCCUUCCAACCUAGAAAAACUGCAGAAUGGAGCAAUUAGAAAUAUAUAUCCUGUAUUAACAUUGUCAAUUUUAAUUGGACUAAGUCUACAGAGGGUGAGUCUAUUUUUGGUUGCAUAUGUGUUUUAAAGACUUAUAUUUGAAACUAGACCAAGCUGCCCUUAUGAAGAAAAUUUUAAUGACUUAAGCUGCGUGCAUUCUGGUAGCUUGUCUAACAGUGGUAAUGAAAAAUAAUUAGAACUAGACUGUGAGAUUAGUUCUGCAUUUGAAUACACAUGCGGAGCUCCCAUGGAUUUCAGUGGGAACCUCACGUGUAUAUGUGAGGGCAAAAUUUGUCCCUUUAAGACCAACACUGCAUAAGGAAUGAAAGCAAUUCACUCCUCUGUUCAGGCUGGAAGUAAUUCACUCCACUGCAGAUCACUAACACAAGGCCCUUCCAUCCACAAAGCCCUGCAGGCUCUGUGGUCCUCUUCUCAAUAUCUGUGCACAGAGGGGAGCCUGGGUCUGUAGAAAGAGGGAGGAAGAGCAGUCUCACAUCAGGCGCAUACUCCAUUCCCUUCCACUUCCCCCAAGCACCUCCUUGGGGCUGCAGCUCUGCAGGCCUUCAGGGGUUCAGGGACCUACCUAGGCUCCUCCAGCUUCUCCUCACACGAGCUGUGGGGAAUACAAUUUAACUCAUGUUGCCACUACCCCCAAUGCCUUCUUUAGCAGGAAGCCCAUGGGAGUAUGGUUCUCGUACAAGUUGGGCUGUUGAUGGGCCAGGAAGGAUCAAGAUGGUAGACCAGGGAAUCCAUUUGGGAUGCCCCUUGCUUCCUUGAGAUCUGUGUAGAUCUCUGGGGAUUAUGGGAGAUCGAGCUUCCAGCAUCUUGUGUGUGUGAAACUCUGCCUCCUGGCCAGCUGGACAAGCAUAGAAGUUCUCUCAUGAAACUCCUCCUCUGGGACAGUAUAUCCCAGGUGAGGGACAGCAAGGCCUUAGGCCGUGGAAUAAAUUUUACCUAUUACAGUUUGCCUGCUUGGGUGCAGACUCCACAAGACAGAGGUAAAUUGAUUUACAGAGUUUAAAAAAAAUAAAAAAAAAAAUCUUGACCCCUGAGAGCUUAAAUUCUGUUUAAAUUAAAAAAUUCAGGUAUUGACUCCUGAAUCCACACACUUGGAUUGUCUCUACUACUGUGAAAGGAAAAGACUACGGUUUGGAGAGUGACAAGGGUCCCUUAAUUUCCAUCACACCGCUGUGUGAUCCAGAAUAUUACCCCUUGUAAGCCUUCCUCUUAGUUCUUUCCUCUACAGAUUUCCCCAGUAUAUUCAGUAAAACAGAUUAGAAAACUUGUGCGGCUAUAAAAAGUGGCAGGAGAAGAGUUUCACCUCAGGACCAUGCUCUUCUCCCCUCCACUAACCCAAGAACCUCUGUGGGUUCCAGCUCUACAGGGCCACACACCAUUGUCAGAGCCACACACUGUUGUAGACCUAUGCAGCCACUACUGGCUGCUUUUAAUUAGAUCAGUUCAAAAGAAGCUCACACAAAAGUGUUGCUACAACCUGGUCAGUUUGCCCCUGGGCCUGUCAGACAAUCCCUUGUUAUUUCCCAUUUUAAAAGGUACAUAACAAGCACAUAAUAUAUAUCUUUAAAAUAUAAAUGUUAGUGAAGAAAGCUGUGAUUUAUCCAGAAUUUGUAGUGCAAUUUGGCUUCUUAAAUUUAGAAAAGACAGGUGAAACCAGUGUCGUCUCCCAUAGCCUAUAUAAUUAAAGAGCGCUGUAGAGGACAAAUGUACUUAUAUUGGACUGAAGGAAAAAAAAUCAUGAGAUUACGUAUAUCAGAGUUUAAGAGGAAAAGUAUUAAUGUAAUUUAUUAUAUACAUAAUAUUCCAUCAUAUUGUAAAUAAGAACACUGUAAUGUAUUGCUGUAGUUGGUUUUGGCUGGUAAUCUGUUGUACUGUAGGUGUUAUGGGGUUCUGUUUGUUUGUUUUAAAGUGUAAUUUAAAAAGAUGGCAAAGAGCACUGGAUACCCUAGUUUCUUAGAUGUUUUAGAGCAAGAAGAAAUGUGAUAUACAGUUUUUUUGCCUUCUUACUUUAAUAUGGAUAAUAUUGAAUAAACAAGGUAAAGAGAUAAAAUCAAGACUAAUCCACCACCAACAAAUGCAAAGCACUGUGUCUGAGAUUAUGAUCUAGGGAUGUUUACCAGACUACAGCUCUGCUUUGCCGACCGGGUCCCAUGAGAAGGUAAGAUGCUGAAAAGUACUGGAAUCCUGCAUUCCAAAACAGAUAGUUAACAAAGCGAAACUGUUAGGCCUAAUCUCAGGUUUUGCCACCUUUGCAGGGUCUUUUUUAAUAGCAAAGCAAAGCAUUAAGCUUGCUAUAGAAUAAUAAUAAAACAUCUUGGCCAGCUCAUCGAUGGAAGAGAGAUUACAAGCUCAUUGAGUCCUUCAACAGGUUAAAGUAAUAUAUCAAACAUUACAAAAUGGUAUGUUCACAUGUCAAAGACCUCACUGGUCCCUGAAAAUAAGAUUCUGUCUUUUUGUUUUGUUUUAAAGGAAAUGAGCUGUUUCUAAUUUUUAUUGACAGCAUUUGUUUGGGAUUCCUCUGAUCAGUAAUGCUAGUUGUCCACAUGAAACAGAAUGGGAAUUUCAAGCACAAAUCCAUUUAAAAUGCAUACAGGCUUCUUAGGUGCAGAAGCCCAUGCAAACCACAGAGAAUAGAUGUUCUGGGACUUCUGCAUCCUUGCACGAUAAAGAAAAUGCACAUGUUUUUUACUGAAAUGGGUGUUCAGUAGAAUUUCUAGGUCAAAUGAGCUCAUGCUACUGCAAACAAAUCCAAGUAGAACAAGAUGCAAAACUAAAUUUCAUGCCACUUGGAGAAUUUCCAAGUUUAUAUAGUGGAUUGGUAUGUGAACAUUUAGGGGUCCAGACUUCAUUCUCUCAAUACAGCAAUCAUGAUGUUCACCACCAUUGCAAAAAUGCUGUCAAUAAAAAUAUCAAGCUUUCUAACUAAUGAAUGGAGCAAAGCGAGGAGACACAAUGUGAUGAAAUGUUAGAAUUAAUGCAUGAGUCAGAAUUGCUGUUUUUUCUCCAAUUGUGAUAUGAAGCAUGAAAGACAUUAAUUUAAAUGUUGGCAAAAAAAAAAGUACAAAGGAAUAAAACAACAGUGUUCACAUCUGGUUAAAUAAAAGACAAAACUUGUUUCCUGAUUUCUUCCUAACCAUGACAUUUUUCUUUUAUAAUUUCCCAUAGUUUCCAUCAAUUGGAGCUGGUGGAAUAUAUAUCACUUCUGUAUAUGUACGUCACCAGAUCAAGAGGAGAAAAAUAAACUUUUUAUAAUUUUGUACCUGUAGCAAAAGUUUGUAUUUUUUGAAUUGGAAACAAAACUUUUUUUGUCUUUUGGUCCAAGUCUGACUGUGUAUUAAUAUCUUUUUUGGAAAACCUGACCUAUGAGUUUAUGCUGUUUUACAGAUUUUAAAUAAAUUCUUAAUACACUGCCAACAAAUUCAUUGAUGGUGCCUGGUUUACUAUUACUGAUAAAUUGCUGUUAUAAAUUCAAGUUGCACUCAUACAAUGCAACCAACAAUUUGGUAAAGUUAGCAGAAUAACCUGCUGAUUUAAUGGCAGGGGAAAGCUGAGGAAAUUCACCUUCACACAAUUAUUCAUUUUCUGGUUUAGAACACUUAUUUAACUUCCAAGGCAGGGAAUGAAUCCUCCAAUCAGCUGUAUAUUUUGUAUGGGUUGCACUGAGCAUUUGUGAAGUGUAUUCUGACAUGUUAUUCAGCUCAA
Molecule: messenger RNA, 7981 nt
Organism: Gopherus evgoodei (Goodes thornscrub tortoise)
Lineage: Eukaryota; Metazoa; Chordata; Testudines; Testudinidae
Gene: TRIM67
Product: tripartite motif containing 67
Molecular function (GO): zinc ion binding; protein binding
Source: RefSeq, a predicted model, not a curated record